Messenger RNA from Caenorhabditis remanei, 1533 nucleotides. RefSeq lists its product as uncharacterized. NCBI's taxonomy places the organism in Eukaryota, Metazoa, Nematoda, Chromadorea, Rhabditida, Rhabditidae. The transcript has 3 exons. Bases 1 to 1533 code for a protein of 510 amino acids. The record is from RefSeq and is a predicted model, not a curated record.
AUGAAACCAAAUUUCAACAUCGAUCUCCUAGACGGGAUGCUCUACACCUUACACUCCCUCAAAUUUGAGCCACAUAUUGCCCACAAUCAUAUUGCAAAAAUGUUUGGAGAGGAGCCGUUGAGUCUCCGAGAAGUCUACGAAUUCUGGAUGAGAAUGGAGCAGAAAGAGAUGAAAUUGGAAAAUGGACAAUUGGUCAAGGACGCAUGGUUGAGCCCUUUGGUUGUUUUGGUUUUGUAUCCACCGAAACUUCAAAAACCAACGAAAUGGGCUCCGAGACCCACGCUCACUGAUGUCCUUGAUAAGAUCCCGCCGAAUGUGCUUGUGGACCAAAUGGAUUUCGGAACGAGAAUGGCCUGCCGCAACGCUUCCUACCGCUUCCGCCAAGCGAUCGACCACACCCGAUGGUACAUCGACGAAAUCUCAUUACUCUUCAAUACGGAAUAUGUGGAGUUGGAGACAAGCGACGGAUUCCAUCUGAGUUAUGAGUUCGUCGACGGCGGAAUGAUUCAUCGAUGUCAGGGAAGAAUGAAGUUAAUCGAGACCCGGGAUGUCUACGAGAACUUUCGAAUUAUUCAACCGAAAUUGGUCAAAAUUCUGGAUGAUCCAAAGCUGAAAAUCGGGACACUUCGUAUUGAUGAAUACAGAAAUUACAGUAAUCAUCGACUGAGUGGUUACCUGGAGCCAAUAACACGACAUUUCAAUGUAGAUCACGUCGAAUUUAUUGGUCACAUAGGACCGCAAAGUUUCGCUCUUCUGACGAAAAUCCAGUUUUUAAACAUUCAAACAUUUUGUCACCACAACGUGGAUCCAGGCCAAGUUCCAUGGCAAUACAGUAUGCAGACGGCGCAGUUAUGGCGGAAUAUGAAAGAAUUGAGAAUUUCGGGAUGUUCCGGGAAUUUGAGACCAAUUGUGGAGAACUGGUGGAAUAUGGAGUUUGUGAGAUUCGAGUGGUUCAACGGUGGAAAUGGACAGUCGAUGCAUGACGAUGUAAUGGUGUUGAAGGAGAAUCUGCUCCGCAACCCGAAUCUCAACCAAUUCAUCAUCUACACACCAGACAUGCCUCUAUCCAAUUUCGACGCCCUUAACACCUCCCUCCAGACCUAUAACUUCAUCGGGAGCCAUAAUUGGACAUGGGCUCAUUUUCGUUAUCAGGGCUCCCCUGAGAACAUGUUGUCCGUGAUGGUGGCCACUGAUUUCAUAUGGUUCAAGGGACCACGGUUCGAGGUGGAUCGGGAUGAAAUAGUGAAUGGAAUGAUGUUGGAUUUGCAAUGGGCUCCAGUAGCUCCUCCAGAAGCUCCUCCAGAAGUCGUCGUGGCUCCAGAAAACUGGGGCCCACAAAUCGUCCUUCCGUGGCACGUGGCUCAUGUAGAAGAUGUGGUGGAUCCAGAAGACGUGGCGGAUCCAGAAGACGUUGAGGAAUGGAGCGACGCCGAAUCAGAAUUCCCAAGUGAAAAAGAAAUUUAUUACCAUACCAAUGAUAGCUUAGAUAAUAAAAACCCCAGUGAAAUUUACUAUGAUGCUCAAAACCAAUAA